AUGGCACGAGACUACAGUGCAGCCGUGGCCGCGUUGAACACACUGCAGACAAAUUUCCAGGUCUUGGAGAAGUUUCGCCAGGAUGGACUCCAGCUCAACCAGCAAGCGAUCCCGGAGAUGAUCGACUGGUCGCGGAGGGUGGGAUAUGAGCCAUCGGAGUUCAAUCGAUUGAAACCGAUUCAUAUCAGCGGAACGAAGGGAAAAGGCUCAACAAGCGCCUUCGUCUCGUCCAUCCUCACGCAAUACCAGGUCUCGUCUCGGCCACUCAAAGUUGGAUUAUAUACCUCUCCCCACCUCCGAUCCGUCCGCGAGCGAAUCCAGAUCAACAAUGAGCCCAUCUCCGAACCGCUCUUUGCACAAUAUUUCUUUGAAGUAUGGGAUCGUCUCGAGGAAGCAGAGAAGAAGAUGGGGCCGCCAAAGCGACUGAAAGAAAGAGCAAAGCCGGUCUAUUUUCGCUACCUCACGCUCAUGGCCUUCCACACCUUCUUAUCCGAAGGUGUGGAUACCGCGGUCAUCGAGUGCGGGAUUGGUGGGGAGUACGACAGCACCAACAUCAUUGUUUCUCCGGCCGCGACCGCGGUGACGAGCCUCGGGAUUGAUCAUGUCCAUUUGCUCGGCGGAACGAUCGAGGAGAUCGCAUGGCAUAAAUCUGGGAUCUUCAAGCCUGGUGUGCUAGCGUUCACCUCCCCACAACCGGAAGCAGCGGUGGGAGUGUUGAGGAAGCGGGCAGAUGAGAAGGGCAUCCCAUUAUCCGUGGUGCAGAGGCAUCCGCAGGUCGAGACGUUAAAACUCGGACUCGCCGCUGAUUUCCAGAAGAGCAACGCGAGUCUCGCUGUCGCCGUGGCUGGAGAGUAUCUCAGAUCAACAGGCAUUGCUACGGUGCCGUCAACAGAAGACCUCACCACAGGAUCGCUCCCAUUGGGGUUCCAGAGAGGCUUGGAGACGGUAAAAUGGCCUGGCCGUUGUGAGAUUCGGCAAGACGACCCAGCCCUAUCGGAGAUCAAAUGGCAUAUCGACGGUGGACAUACACUGGACAGCAUUGGAGUCGCGGCAACUUGGUUUGCUUCUCAAGUACAGGAAGCCUCCUCAACGGAUGGUGGCAAUAGCUCUGCUUCUAUUCCACCGCGUAUUCUCCUUUUCAACCAGCAAACUCGGGAUCCGAACACCCUCCUACCGGCUCUUCAUACCACCCUGCAUGCGAAACUCAACACGAGAAGUCCAUUCACCCACGUCAUUUUCACGACCAAUGUGACCUCCCACAGUGGCUACAAGCCCGACCUCGCCUCGCUCAACGCUUCUGCCACUCAGGUCACCGAGUUGACCGUCCAGAAACAGCUCGCGGAGGUGUGGAAGCAGCUGGACGGGACGUCCGAGAUUUCUAUAUUCCCCAGUAUUGAAGCGGCGGUCGGGAAAGCGAGGGAAAUUGCAGGGAAGACGGAAGCAAAGGUGUUGGUGACAGGCAGCUUGCACCUUGUGGGAGGAUUCUUAGAAGUUAUCGAGAGUGCCGGUACACAAUAA
Messenger RNA from Eremomyces bilateralis CBS 781.70, 1518 nucleotides. RefSeq names its product FolC bifunctional protein. Gene Ontology annotation, biological process: tetrahydrofolylpolyglutamate biosynthetic process. Lineage: Eukaryota; Fungi; Ascomycota; Dothideomycetes; Eremomycetales; Eremomycetaceae. Gene Ontology annotation, cellular component: mitochondrion; cytosol; cytoplasm. Gene Ontology annotation, molecular function: tetrahydrofolylpolyglutamate synthase activity; ATP binding. Bases 1 to 1518 code for a protein of 505 amino acids. The transcript is spliced from 3 exons. The record is from RefSeq and is a predicted model, not a curated record.